Molecule: messenger RNA, 1564 nt
Organism: Achroia grisella
Lineage: Eukaryota; Metazoa; Arthropoda; Insecta; Lepidoptera; Pyralidae
Product: methylthioribose-1-phosphate isomerase
Exons: 8
Coding region: 119-1177 (352 amino acids)
Molecular function (GO): S-methyl-5-thioribose-1-phosphate isomerase activity
Source: RefSeq, a predicted model, not a curated record
CAUAAUUAUUUAAAUUAUCUAAAAAAUAACUCUAUCUUAAAAGUCAUACACGUACUUAAAUUAUUUUUUCCCGCAUAUAAUAUAAUUCUUGCUAAUUAUUGCUAUUAAUUAUUUCAAUAUGAGUUUGGAAUCUAUAAGAUAUACAAGAGGAAAGCUAGAAAUUUUAGACCAACUCUUGCUUCCACUACAAACGCGCUAUGUAAAAGUACAAGGUGUAGAAGAUGGAUGGAGAGUUAUCAAUAAAAUGCAGGUGAGAGGUGCCCCUGCAAUAGCUAUUGUAGGUUGCUUAUCACUUGCUAUUGAGUUAGAGAAGGAUAACUGCACUGAUAAGAAGAUCAUGAGGCAAGAGAUUGAAGGUAAGCUCAAUUACCUAGUGUCUGCGCGGCCAACUGCUGUGAAUAUAAAAUUAGCAGCGGAAGAACUGAUAAAUUUAGCAAAUGUUUUGAGCGCCGCGGAAAAUGUUACGCCAAACGAUUUCAAAGAACGAUUCAUUAGCAGCAUUGAAAGCAUGUUGGCCAAAGACAUAGAAGAUAACAAAGCUAUAGGAAAUUAUGGUUGUGAAGCUAUUUUGAGCAAUUUGGAGGGUGAUGGUCAAGUUAGGAUAUUAACACAUUGUAACACUGGCUCCCUCGCCACUGCAGGGUAUGGUACUGCGCUCGGGGUUAUCAGAUCUUUACAUGCAUCAAAGAGACUAGAACAUGUUUAUUGCACGGAAACUCGACCAUACAAUCAAGGAGCAAGACUCACGGCCUACGAACUUGUACAUGAGAAGAUUCCUGCCACUUUAAUUGUAGAUAGCAUGGUCUCUGCCCUUAUGAACCUCAGAAAGAUCAGCGCUGUCGUUGUGGGUGCAGACAGGGUUGCAGCAAAUGGUGAUACAGCAAAUAAAAUUGGCACGUAUCAAAUAGCCAUAGUUGCAAAACACCAUGGAGUCCCUUUUUAUGUAGCAGCACCUCUCACAUCUAUCGACAUGUCCCUUACCUCGGGCGAAAAGAUUAAGAUUGAAGAGCGACCUGACAGGGAAAUGACGCAUAUAGGAGAACAUAGGAUCGCCGCGCCAGGAAUCAAUUGCUGGAACCCAUCCUUUGAUGUAACACCGGCCAGUUUGAUAACUGGUAUUAUUACAGAAAAAGGAGUAUUUUCCCCAGAAAAAUUGAAUGAAUGUAUUCCAACCUAAUAUAUGAAGAUCUAAACACAUAUUGUGCAUUAAAAUCUUAAACUAUGACCCAGUCGAGUAUUUAGAUAGAUAUUGCUUUAAGCAUAAUUACAAAAAAGUUGGUCCUAAUUUUCUAAUGUAUCAGUAGUAUCUAAUAUAACUAACAAUGCAUUCUCAUCAUAAACAAUAUCAAUUUUAAAACUUGAACUAUAGUACUGCACAAGAUCAUAUUGUCUUCCGUUAAUUGUUUAAAUGCCUUUAUUCAAAAUAUUGUAAUACUAAUUUUUUACAUAGUUAAGUUGUUAUGUAUCGAUUGCUUCCUGUAAUAUUACUUGCAUACUAAUUAUGUCACUAAAGACAAUUGGGAUUUCAUUUGAGAUAUUUUUGCAUUAUCAUUAUACUUCAUCA